AUGAGUGGAGCAAGCCAAUUUAUCGGGAAGACUUUGACAAUCGGCAAGCACACCGUUACUGUUAAGGAACAGAUCGGUGAAGGUGGCUAUGCCUGGGUUUACCGCGUUGUUGACGCACAAGGUCAGGAAUACGCUUGGAAAUAUGUAAAUUGCUUAAGCCGCGAGAAAUUCCUUCAAUUCAAGAAAGAAGCAGAUGUCCUGCAAUCAAUUCCACCACACAAACACAUUAUCAAGUUAUUUGAUGUUUCAUACGAUCAAAACAGAUUUAUCAUCAAUUUCUUAUUCGAACUUGCACCACAAACAGCAAUCAAUAUACUUAGCAAGAGAAAUAUGACACGCGAAGAGAUUCUCAUCUUCUUUGCAGCUAUUUGUGAAGCAACAGCUUUCCUUCAUGCCCAGAAUCCACCAAUUAUCCAUCGCGACUUGAAGCCAGAGAAUCUUCUUGUUGCUUCUGAUGGCAUUCCAAGGCUUUGCGACUUCGGCUCUGCAACAACAAAGAUUUAUCAAGUUGCCAACGUCAAAGAAAUCAACGAAGCUAGCGAUGACAUUGAACAGAAUACAACCCCGAACUUCCGUGCCCCAGAAAUGGUUGAUCUUUACAAGCGCGUUCCAAUUGGUCCAGCAGCCGAUGUUUGGGCUUUGGGAUGCACACUCUACAAGCUUGUUUUCCGUCAGGACUUAUACAAGAUCGAAGAAAGAUUACCAAUUCUUCAAGGAAAGUUGAAUAUUCCUCCGGAUACCGAUAAAGAUUUCGCAAAUCUUCUUAAGAUGUGCAUCCAAGUCGAUGCCAAACGUCGUCCAACAGCUGCACGUCUUGCAGAAAUCGCUACAAACCUUCGCGGAGACAAGACUACGAUCGCAUUACCACCAAAGCGCGUUGAUCCACCAGCAGGAGCUCCAAGACCAUCAGGCGGAGCCCCACAAGCACAAGAAGGUGGAGUUAUGGGCUGGUUCUCAUCGAUUCAAGAGACAUUCAGAUCAGUCGUUGCUCAAGGCUCAGAAGGCUGGGUUGUCAAAGCUACAUUUGGUGAUAACAAUCCACCAGUUUCUAAAUACGUUCGCCGCAUUAUCGUUGACUCAAUUCGCCAUACAAACGUCGAUGUUAAUCAAAUUACCGAUUUCAUACUUACACAGCGUCCAUGGCAAAGCGACGCCCGCAUUGCUGCUAAAUGCCUCUACCUUGUUUCACUUUUGACACAAUACCAAGCAAAUCUUACUUCACUUGUCCCAGUUACAGUCAAGACCGACCAAAUAAUGGCCUUCUUCUCUCAGGGCAGAUCCGAUGAGAGCAUGAAGGGCGCUGUAUCCGUUAUCAACGGCCUCUGCGUUCUUCUCCGCACAAAAUUGAUGCUCCACGCCGCUCAUCCUGAACUAGAAGGAAAUCUUUAUAUCGCUGACGGAAAGACAAGUGAUAAAUUACCUGAAGACGCUGUCAAAUACGCAAAGGCUGUCAUCGAGUGCUCAAGGAACCUCCUUAAGUCUGCAAAGGCUGCUAAAGACUUCUCCGCAAUUGUCAUGUGCCAACCAGCCAUCGAUGAGACACUUCACGCUGCAAGACUGUUGAACAAAGUCAGCCCAGAACAAGGAAAGGAUGCAAUUGAAGAUGCUUUGAAGUUACUCAACGAGGCACAGGGAUUACCUUACCUCGCAAGUGCAAUUGACUACCCAGAGUCACCUGAUAAACUCGGAGUCCCAACACCAAGAUUUGUUGCUGCUAAGUAA
Trichomonas vaginalis G3 is the source of this 1722-nucleotide messenger RNA. Its product is annotated as clathrin-coated pit assembly. Lineage: Eukaryota; Parabasalia; Trichomonadida; Trichomonadidae. The transcript has a single exon. Gene Ontology annotation, molecular function: ATP binding; protein serine/threonine kinase activity. The record is from RefSeq and is a predicted model, not a curated record. Gene Ontology annotation, biological process: protein phosphorylation. Gene Ontology annotation, cellular component: cytoplasm. Bases 1 to 1722 code for a protein of 573 amino acids.